This is a messenger RNA of Phanerochaete carnosa HHB-10118-sp, 1111 nucleotides long. RefSeq lists its product as uncharacterized. The record is from RefSeq and is a predicted model, not a curated record. Lineage: Eukaryota; Fungi; Basidiomycota; Agaricomycetes; Polyporales; Phanerochaetaceae. The annotation marks the transcript as partial. The transcript has 3 exons.
UCGCAUACCUGGUCCCGACGCUUUCGUCCUCGCCUCUUUGCCCAGCUUGAGCUGAAAACUGAGGGAGACGAUCGCACACUAUACGGCAUAGUGCGGUCCCCGCUGUCGGCCUGGCUGGCGGAGCACAUUGCCGUCCUGCGUUUCUCCAGGAUUGGCCCUCGUGGUUAUCCACUCUGGACGGCUCUCCUCCGCCUCCUCCCCGCGUGCCGCAACAUCUCGCAUGAUUUCGGUGGCAAGCCCGUCCGCAUGUUGCUGUCGCACAGCCCAGGUCUGAAGAGCUCGUUGCAGAGCAUUACCUCCUUGUCACUCUACAAUUGCACCUUCCCGUCAUUCCGAACCCUGCUCCGCAUACUAGCCGACAUCACCUACCUGAAAAAUGUUUAUUUCACUGAGGCCGCGAGCAAUGUCUGCACGGGUGCCUUCAGCCAUGUCUGCUCAGUCCAGAUGUGGAGCUGCACGAACAACAUGGCAGUGCCCGCAUGGAUCCUGGCGGCCGCGAGCACACGACACUCGUUCACCAGACGUCGGGCGGUAGGGCCAGAGACAUGGGCCAUCAUCGACCUCAUCCAGACGUUCUUCAAGGACGACGGCAAGCUCGGGCAUUCAAAAUUUUAUAUCGAGGAAGCAACUGCAGGUGAGCUCGACUGGUCCCUCUAUCAGAUUUCUGUACUCACAGGAUGGUCCAAGAUACUUACAGAUUUGUUGGUUCCCUGGUUCUCGCAUACGUCUCAGUCCGGGUUGUCAAGUCUGCGCCUGCCGCCGGCGCCAACGAGGCCUGGUCUGUCCGCCAAAUCGUUCUCGCUACCUCAGACGAAGUAAUUUCGAAAUCGCACCGGUAUUUCCACUCUCGCGAUUGGUCCGCGCUUGCUUCCCUUCUACCCGCGUUUCCACAAUUACAACAGUUCCAAGUCCUCUGCGGGGAGAUCUAUUCAGAAGAGGACUUCCGUGCUCUCUCUGACAAGGUCGCAGAGGCCACGAACAACCACAUGCAUCCGCCCGUCACGCUUCAACAUGACCGUGACCUGCCAGACGGGAGAUACUUGCAGCCAGCACUGUUUGAUCUAACCGAGGCGGAUGUGGAGACUGGAAAGCGGAGUUACUUGAUACCUAG